Messenger RNA from Elaeis guineensis (African oil palm), 1286 nucleotides. Its product is annotated as uracil-DNA glycosylase, mitochondrial. Gene Ontology annotation, molecular function: uracil DNA N-glycosylase activity. NCBI's taxonomy places the organism in Eukaryota, Viridiplantae, Streptophyta, Magnoliopsida, Arecales, Arecaceae. Gene Ontology annotation, biological process: base-excision repair, AP site formation via deaminated base removal; base-excision repair. The record is from RefSeq and is a predicted model, not a curated record.
AGCAAACCCUUCCGUUCCCGAAGAAAAAGUGGAUAGGGAACAAAAUGGCGUCUUCCUCCAAAACCCAAGUCGAAAUCUUCCAGCCCGCGAAGCGCCUCAAAUCCCUCCCCGCCUCCCCCGAAACCCUGACCCCCAAAUCCUCCAUCUCCGCCCUCUGCAAGCCCUCUCCCACCGACGCCACGGGCGCCUCCGGCGACCUCGUCCCAUCGGAAUCCCCCUCCACCCUCACCCCGGAUCAGAAGAAGAGGAUCGAAAUCAACAAAGCCCUAGCGAGGUCGAAGCGGAAUCUGCGGCUCUGUACCGAAAAAAUCGAGCGAACCAAAGCUGAGGGGCUGGACUAUGUGAAGCUGGAGGAGCUUUUGGUGGAGGAGACGUGGUUGGAGGCGCUCCCGGGGGAGCUUCAAAAGCCCUACGCCAAGAAUCUGUGCAGGUUUGUGGAGCGGGAGGUUCGUGGGAGCGUGCCGAUAUAUCCUCCACCGUAUCUUAUAUUCAAUGCCCUCCAUUCGACUCCCUUUGAUAGAGUGAAGGCGGUGAUCAUUGGACAGGAUCCGUACCAUGGACCUGGUCAAGCCAUGGGUCUUGCUUUCUCCGUGCCGGAGGGUAUUAAGAUGCCUUCUAGCCUAGUCAAUAUAUUCAGGGAGCUUCAAAAGGAUGUUGGAUGCUCUGUGCCAUCACAUGGAAAUUUGGAAAGAUGGGCUGUACAGGGUGUUCUUCUGCUUAACACUGUCCUCACUGUGAGGAACCAUCAAGCUAAUUCACAUGCUAAGAAAGGGUGGGAGCCAUUUACUGAUGCUGUGAUUCGAACAAUUUCACAGAAGAAAUCUGGAGUUGUUUUUCUUCUUUGGGGAAAUUCUGCUCAAGAAAAGUCAAGAUUGAUUGAUGAGUCAAAACAUCACAUUCUAAGAGCUGCUCAUCCAUCAGGCCUAUCAGCUAACAGAGGUUUCUUUGGAUGCAGGCAUUUUUCUCAGACAAAUCAGAUAUUGAAGAGAUUGGGCCUUUCUCCCAUAGAUUGGCAACUCUAAGUUAGAGAAACCUUCAUAAACUCCAAGGGUGAGGCCAUCUUGUUUGGCCAAUUUUGUACUAACUUGACGGCUACUUAUUUAUAUCUAGCGAGUUGGGUGAAGUUUCGAACGUAGGCCGGCGUUUGUGGAGAGCAAGGCUUUGAGCCACGGCACAAUCUUAUGUCAAUCAUAUUGUGGUGUGUGAUGGAUGUAUUUUGAACCUUAUAUGCUGAAAUAUCAUGUUGAAUCAUAUAGCCAACUGCCAAUUUAUUGAGGAGCUGCAAA